Molecule: messenger RNA, 1619 nt
Organism: Aspergillus sclerotioniger CBS 115572
Lineage: Eukaryota; Fungi; Ascomycota; Eurotiomycetes; Eurotiales; Aspergillaceae
Product: GABA permease gaba
Exons: 11
Coding region: 1-1557 (518 amino acids)
Biological process (GO): transmembrane transport
Cellular component (GO): membrane
Molecular function (GO): transmembrane transporter activity
Source: RefSeq, a predicted model, not a curated record
AUGGCUAAUUCUAACAAUCAAGAAGGCCUCACCGUACCGUACAAUUCCUUUGGACGCCAGGAAAGUCUCCGGAAGAAGUUUGGUUUCCUGUCUCAGCUUGGAAUUGCAUUUGUUAUCUUAACAACAUGGACCUCCAUGGCCGCGUCGAUGAACAUUGCCCUUCCAUCGGGAGGCUCUGUCGCCGUCCUAUAUGGGCUGAUCCUGUCGGGAUUCCUCACCAUGACCGUGGCACUCAGCCUGGCCGAAAUUUGCUCCGUGUAUCCCACCAACGGAGGUCAAUAUGAGUGGACGGCCCUCCUGAGCCACCCAUCGUACCGCCGAUUUCUCAGUUAUGUGUGUGGGUGGACUGUGGUGGCCUCUUGGUGGGCACUCGCUGCCUCCGGGCCUUCGCUGUUUGGCAACCUGGCGAUCUCAUUUCUGGAGCUUUUCAAUACUGGCUAUGUAGCCCAACGAUGGCACGAGUUCCUUUUCUACAUGUCUGUGGAGGUAUCGGCUUUCUUCAUCAAUACUUUCCUCACACCAGCUCUUCCUGUGCUGAGUGAAAUGGCUUUGUAUCUCUCCCUUAGCGGGCUUGUUGGGAUUUCUAUUUCACUUCUUGUUUUGACGAGGCAUUCUUAUCAAUCGGCACGGUUUGUAUUCACCGGGUUUAUCAACGAAACCGGCUGGCCGGACGGAUUUGCCUGGAUCUUGGGCCUCCUACAGAGCUGCUUCUCCCUGACAGCGUAUGAUGCUGUGGCUCAUUUAGUCGAGGAAAUGCCUCACCCACAAACGGAUGCGCCGCGAACCAUGAUAAUUGCCGUGGCGCUGGGAACACUCACAGGGUUUGUAUUUUGCGUCUGUGUUCUGUUUUCAAUUCAGGAUGUCCAAAGCGUCAUUAAAUCACCACACAGUCCAAUUGUCUCAAUUUUCUACCAGGCAUCGGGCUCCAAAGGCGGAGCUGUAGGUCUUGCCAUAGUGAUCCUGAUCAUCAUCUGGUUCUCAGCGUCAGAAGUUGUAACCACCUCAGCUCGGCUGACUGCAGCAUUCGCCCGCCAUCAUGGCUUGCCAUUUGGCUCAAUAAUUGCAAAAAAUAACACCAGACUCGAUCUCCCAUGGAACGCCAUGGUUCUCACCGUCGCCAUGGUGACAAUUUUCGGCUUGAUAUACCUGGGCACCUCCGCUGCCUUUGACGCCAUCGUUAGCGCCUGUGUCGUGGGUCUCAACACCAGUUACGCCAUGCCCAUUGCGCUUCUGGUGGUUCGAGGCCGGCAGAUAUUACCACAGGGGCAAUUCAGACUUGGUCGAUGGGGAUACGCGAUAAAUGUUAUUGCGUUGGUAUUUCUAGUAGUGACUAACGUCCUGCUCCUCUUCCCUGCCCAAGCGCACACGACCGGGAGCUCAAUGAAUUAUGCUAUUGCAGCCAUUGCAGUUGUAUAUCUCUUUGCGGGAAUCUACUGGUACCUUUACGCCCACAAGCAUUACAUCGCACCUCAUAUCGUGAUCGAUGGGAUCGAGUCGGAUUCCGAUAUUCCACAAACAACCCUUGGUAAGGCAGCAGCUACGGAAGGAACUAAAUAGUCUAUGUGAGACUAGAACCAUCAGACCAUCUCCCCUCAUAUGUGUUAAGAAGAAACAUCCUC